Babesia bigemina is the source of this 1635-nucleotide messenger RNA. RefSeq lists its product as hypothetical. Lineage: Eukaryota; Apicomplexa; Aconoidasida; Piroplasmida; Babesiidae. Gene Ontology annotation, cellular component: membrane. The record is from RefSeq and is a predicted model, not a curated record. Gene Ontology annotation, molecular function: transmembrane transporter activity. Bases 1 to 1635 code for a protein of 544 amino acids. The transcript has 2 exons. Gene Ontology annotation, biological process: transmembrane transport.
AUGUCUGAACCACAGCUUUCACCACCUAAAUCGUCUUCAGAAGUGGAAUUGGAAGCUGCAAAACAAGAUGCAACGAAACAAACUGAAGACUAUGGUGCCUUUGGUCAGGUGUUGUACCACCUAGUAUCUUUCACGGAGGGGUACGAGCAGCAGGUGUUGUACUUGUGCAUGAGGCUCUUCGAGUCCACCAUGGGUUUCUCCAAGCAGCAGCAGACGAUGCUGAUGACCGUGUCAAUCAUGUCUAGGUUGUGCUUCUCACUUGUUUGGGGGUUGCUGGCGGACGCGUUUGAGACUAAUCUGGUGAUGUCUGCUGGGUUGUUAUUCAUGGGUAUCGCCUCAAUUCUGCUAAGCACCACGUCACGCUUCUCGUCGCAAAAGAUUAUUUCGGAUAAAGAUGAGGAUGAUGAUCGCAACAGUAGCAGCAGCGCGUUCACCCGUCUUCAUGCGCUGAAUUGCAUCGGCCGUAUGCUGUGUGCUGCAAUAACGACGGAGGCUGCUCAAAACAUCCUGCUGGGGUUCAUCGGCUGGCGCGUUUCAUACAUUGUCUUGGGUUACGUGUGGAUUUCUAUUGGAAUAGCGAUCAUAUUUGUAAUGACAACUCCGAAGGAACUCAUAUCGCCGUAUAAUUCCAUGAUGGGUGUCGUCCAGCAAAUAUCUGGCGCCUUUAAAGCGGUUUUUACGAAUUGGUCAGCAUUUCUGUGUAUAUUUACGAUGUUGAUCGCGGAGGCCCCAAUGUGCACCCUACCGUACAUGAUUACGUACCUGGAAUACCUCGGAGUGUCUGACCUGAAGGUGGGUAUUGCCAUAGUGGUCACUACGAUUGGCGGCGCAGCGGGGACUGCGGCUGGAGGAAUAGUUAUCGAAAAGAUUACAAGCAUGCACAAAGAUUAUGGUGAGCUUAUUGCCGGUAUCGUUGUGAUGGGUGUGCGAUUAAUCGUUUGUGUGUUGUUCUUCGUGUCACCGGCGCCAGAUGGACGUCUGAUGUGGUAUCAUUACAUAGAGUUUGCGGUCCUCGGAGCUACUUUGGUCACGGUUGGCGGCGUAGAUAGACCCAUUAUGAGGAAAGUAAUCGAGGACAAGUACCAAGCUAGCGCAUCCGCCAUCAUCCAGUGCAUAUCGGGUAUCUCGAUUAGCGUCAGUUUCGUCGAGAUCUUCGCGUACGUGUCGGAGAAGCUGCAUGGUUACGCCCCGUCUAAACAGGCAAUUGAUGACAUGGACGCGGCGCUGAAAGACAACAACACCGAAGCGCUAAGGAAGUCGACCAUGUACAUGAUCGUGAUAGGUUCAUUGCUCAACAUAGCUUGCUAUGGCGCUCUGUUUGCCACGUAUAAGGAGGAUAAGAAAACUGUUGAACAGAAAAAUGUUGUGGAAUGGAAGGAAAGGGAAGUAAGGCAGGAAAUGAAAAGUUUGAAAACGUUAGCGGAACAACCUAUAUUAAAGUUGCCAGACGAGCCUGCGGCGAAGCCCGAAGCCACAGAAGUUGCAAUAGACCCUCUAGAACUUCCAAUAGAAGAAAGGCGAACGUCAUAUAGCGAUGAUGAGUUGCUUAGUUCAACAGAAGAUAUCCUACAAUUAAUGCGCACCGGAGAUGCAGAAAAACGGUCAUGGCAAUAUCCUGGGACGGACGUGCGGUGA